UCUUACAAAUUCAAUACAAGAAUUAAGAAGAAAAUCAACAUUAAUUAAGAAUCGAAAACAGCUAUGGCAAGCUUAACUAGUCUGUUUACCACCCUCUCCAAAUCCAGCCAUGUCGGAGCAGCAAUUGCAAGGAACGCCACUUCAACUCCUAGGAUUUUUUUGGCUACAGCCCCUAGACGACGUAUUCAAGCAAGUUCACAGCAAGAUGCACCUGCAGUAGAGAAUGAAGCUAGGAAUGCUGCUGAAAAUGUUUCGCAGACAACCAAAGACAUGGCCGGCAAGGUGUCUGCAACCGCACAAGAUGUGUCUGAGAAAGCAAAGCAGACAGCACAAGAUGCUUGGAGCCAAGCCAAGGGCACCGCCCAGAAGGCGACAGACACCGUGAUGGGCAAGGCCGAAGAAUCCAAGGAGUUCGUCAAAGAAAAUGCUGAGCAGGUCAAGAAAAGCAUGAAUACCAAGAAAGAGACCAUAUAAUGCGUCCUGUCCAUGUCCAUAUUUCAUUUAACCCUCCUUUUCAAAAUUGUGUUAUAUAUGUAUUUCCCAUUUCAAAUGUAUCCACUAUUGGAGAAAAACUUACCUACACUACUGGGAUGCAUAGUGUUCUAGAUCAAUAACAUGACGGCACAUGUUUUAGCCUCGUAAUUGAUCUGGAACACUGCCACCGUAGCUUCCCGUUUCACUUAAGUCCUCCCAUUGUUGAGAUAUUUGUUCCUUUUUUAUUUUGUUUUUGUUAAAUUGGGGUAUUGUUCCUUACACUGCAAGAAAGUGUUCGGUCUUUCUCUCUUGUAUCAAAUGUAAAGGAAAUUCAAGUGUCAAUAAAUCCUUCCCCAUAUUAUCUGUACAAAUA
Malus domestica (apple) is the source of this 847-nucleotide messenger RNA. Lineage: Eukaryota; Viridiplantae; Streptophyta; Magnoliopsida; Rosales; Rosaceae. The record is from RefSeq and is a predicted model, not a curated record.